Stereum hirsutum FP-91666 SS1 is the source of this 1767-nucleotide messenger RNA. RefSeq lists its product as uncharacterized. The record is from RefSeq and is a predicted model, not a curated record. The coding region runs from base 19 to 1767 and encodes 582 amino acids. The transcript is spliced from 7 exons. NCBI's taxonomy places the organism in Eukaryota, Fungi, Basidiomycota, Agaricomycetes, Russulales, Stereaceae.
UGCGAACGCUACUUUCUCAUGGAUUAUUAUACUCAAGCAGCAGGACCGUCUCCAGUAUCGUACGAGCCUUUCAGCUUAGGCGGACACGCUCCCGAACUCGACGUGAAAUGGACCAGCAUCGUAGCAGACCCGUCUAACGCAAAACGAGUGAUCGACAUCUAUGAUGUUGAGCCAGUAGAAGGCUCCGUCAAUCGGCGUGGGGACUCGUACCUCGACCUUCCCGCUGCGCUCAUCGCUAUAGACAAGGUGGCAGAAUCGGGUGGUCGCAUAUGGGAAAACCUCGUACGCGCCGGGAUUCUCGACAAAAUCUGCGAGUGUGUCGAAGGAAAGCGCAAGGCUUACGACUGUCCGCCACACCUCAUUACGAAACCUGGUUUCUCGGACCUCAGAGACAGAUUACAUGCAAGCUACUAUAUUGCUAUGCGAACACUGGUGCUCGCAGCGACGAGGCUCACUCGACCUCCCAAGCCCGAUGGAGUUUUGUUGCUGAAGGCUUUGCGACAGCACUGGCACGCAAUGAUGAAACGUUUAUGGAACGAGCCAGAAACCACUCUGGAACGUACACGCCUGCAUGUUGACAUGCGAACCUUAGUAGGCUUUCUAUUAGGUCACGUCAACAAGACGGAUCCGACUUUUAGAAAGGUCAUUACCAACAACAAAGAUGACUUGACUAUCGCCGUCGCGGUCCGCUACUGGAUGAGUUCCACGACCGCGUUGGAUCAAAUGAUUCUGUUCAAAACACUCACAGAGAUAGCCAAAAGCGACAUCGUCAGAGACGGGAUACGCAUGUACGAAGAGCCCGUCUUACCUUCUAUCUUGCCAUCUAUCGCCAAAGGCGCCUCCAGAAACGAUGGCCACAGCUUUGAUCAUUUUGUGGAAAAGCUUGCCUCGAGUCUGGUCGUCUUGAAAGAUGAAGAUGCUUUUCAUGCCAUCAGCAUAAUAUUUCACAUACAUGGCACGUCUCCUAGAGUUAGCGAGUACCCCGACUUCAUACGCGCGUUGAUACAUUCAGAAUCGUUGUGGCUAGCUCUCUUUGGUUUGCUUAAGAAAAUUCCUUCAGACUCGUCUGCGGGACUUCCAGGGUCCAAAAUUUUCGAUCAAAAUCGUAUCACGUUCAGCAAUAUUCUGGACCUCGCCACCCUCACCCUGGCUCUCGUGGUAGACUACUCACCCCAUAGUCUUGAACCACUCUUGCGGCAAUGGGCUUCGCUGUCAGAACUGUGGGACGCUCUCGACAGGUUACUACCAGUCUACGUCUCAACUCCUUCUAUUGCAGCGACAAUCAUGUUUUUGUUUGAACAGCUCCGCGGCCUGAGCGAGCGCAUCCCUUCUAUAUACCCAGCCCUUCGCUCUCAGCUUCCACGUCCUCGCUCUCUUCGAGCACUCUUUGAUGCCUCGUUUUCGGGGUCGGAACAUCCGACCCCUCCGAGGAUCAUCACUGUCUCGAUGGUCACUAUCGGCCCGACGCUUCCCAGGGAUAUCAACUCCAUCGGAUUCUGUGGUCUCAAAGGCUGGGUCUCCCUCGAGCGGCUCCAGCAUGCCUGCGGUGUUCAUCGUCAAUGCAUGAGAAGAGGGUGUACGAACCGAUGGACGGCUCGAUGCAAGGCUUGUCGGAACACACAAUAUUGUGGCGCGGAAUGUCAGAAACGUGACUGGAAAGAGCAUCGGUUAAUUUGCGGACUCUUCAUGGAUUAUGAGGACAGCUCUUUGGAUGAUGGCGAUCUUGCAGUUCUUACUGUCCCGUUGCGAUACCAGAACAACGCUUAG